CUGGUUCUUGGAGAACCCUACCUUACCUUCUAUGAAGUUAUCAUUAAGCAAAAGCAAAAGCCCUCAGCGCUCACACUUUGUUAAAACUUAAAAAGACAGUUUUCUUUUUUUUACCACAUAAUCCUCAUUUAAGAGAGAGCUAAAGAAUUUCCUCACAGCACACUCAAUUCCUCCUUAAGAAUAUGUUCUUAGCUUGUUUGUGCACUCUUUUGUAUCCUCUAGAAUCUCAAUUUAAGCAAGAAUGUCUAUAUGAGGGCAACCAAUUUCAGUUCUAAAGGGCUGUCAGAAGUCGGAACAGACUGAACUCGAAUUACUCAUGAGAAAGUGUUGUUCUUGAGCGCACUCAUCUGCUAAAAUGUGUAGAGUUCUAUUUAAUGUGAAACGAAAGGAUGGUUUUGCAAUAAACCCAACUCCUCUACCACCUCCCCCAUCAAUCUCAACUCCUUACAAUAGUCUCAACUAUGAGAAAGAAUCAACCCCACCAUCAUCUUCUUUUAACAAAUUGAGUCCAGUGCUUCUUUUGGUUAUAGUAAUUUUUGCUGUUGUUUUCUUUGUUUCUGGUCUUCUUCAUUUACUUGUUAGAUUUCUCCUAAAGAGGGCAUCUUUUUCCCCAAUUUAUCAUUCCAAUAGGUACCCAGAAACCUCAGGGUCUCAUUCUCUACAAAGACAGCUUCAACAGCUCUUUCGCUUGCAUGAUUCAGGUCUAGACCAAGCUUUCAUUGAUGCUCUACCUGUGUUUUAUUACGAAGACAUCAUGGGUUUAAAGGAGCCAUUUGAUUGUGCAGUUUGUCUCUGUGAAUUCUCAGACCAAGAAAGGCUCAGGUUGCUUCCUCUGUGUAGUCAUGCUUUUCACAUUAACUGCAUAGAUACCUGGCUUCUCUCAAACUCAACUUGCCCUCUUUGUAGAGGGACCCUUUCGGGCUCUAGUCUUCCAAUGGAAAACCCACUGUUCAAUUUUGAUCUCUCAAGGGAAUUAUCAAAUGGAUUCUCUUGUGAAGAAGAGUGUGGAUCUGUCAAUUGUCAAAAAUCAGCUACCAUUGUGGAGGACAAAAGAGAUGGUGAAAAGAGGGUAUUUUCAGUGCGACUUGGCAAGUUCAGAACUUUGAAUGACGGGGAAGGUAUUGGAGAGAAACAACAUGGAGAGACCAGCAGGUGUAAUUUGGAUGCUAGGAGAUGUUACUCAAUGGGGACAGUUCAGUAUGUGGAAGGUGAAUCCAAUUUGCAAGUGGCCUUGUCUCAAGGUAAUCUUAACGGCAGAGGAAGAGAUAAUGGAUGCCCUUCAACUGACGGGGAUUUGGAAGACAAGAAAAUCAGAGGUAGGACAAGAGGCGAUAGUUUCUCAGUUUCCAAGAUUUGGCUGUGGUCUAAGAAGAGCAGAUUUCCAACUUCUUCAAGCAUUCAUAUGGAUAUGUCAUCUUCGUCUUCUGUUGCUGUAGGUUUACCAAUCAAUGAUCCCAGUACUGAAAUUGUAAGAGAUAUAUAAACUAUUCACUCACUAAACUAUUUUGCCCCUUCUUGAUUGAUCAAUUUGUACGUAUCUUCCUCCAUGUUAUGUACUAUUAAUUCAUUAUUUUAGCCGAGGAUGCCCAUUGAA
Messenger RNA from Populus nigra (black poplar), 1594 nucleotides. Its product is annotated as RING-H2 finger protein ATL46-like. The transcript has a single exon. The record is from RefSeq and is a predicted model, not a curated record. Lineage: Eukaryota; Viridiplantae; Streptophyta; Magnoliopsida; Malpighiales; Salicaceae. The coding region runs from base 356 to 1483 and encodes 375 amino acids.